AGAAAAAAGAUCAACCAUUAAAAUCUGUAACCAAACAAAUUAAGUUGACAUGGGUUCUGAAACGGCUCUUAAGCUUCCUGUAAUAGACUUCUCCAAGGAAGAUCUAAAACCAGGAAGCAUUGAAUGGAAUUCGGUAAGAAGCCAAGUUCAUCAAGCUGUACAACAGUAUGGCUGCUUCGAGGCUUUAUUCGACAAGCUUUCUCUCGAGCUUCGAAAGCAGAUCUUUAUAAACUCGGAAGAGUUCUUUAACCUCCCUCUAGAAACUAAGAUGAAGAAUGUUUCCAAGAAACCAUUUCAUGGCUACGUUGGGCAAUACGCUAUGGUCCCAUUAUACGAGAGCGUGGGCAUCGACGAUGCAAAUAUUAUGGAAAAAGUUGAAGAUUUAACCAAAACGCUUUGGCCUCAAGGAAAUACAAGUUUCAGCAAAACCAUUCAAUCAUUCUCUAAGGAAUUGGCGGAAUUUGAUCGAACCAUCAGGAGGAUGAUUUUGGAGUCUUUUGGUUUAGAGAAAUACUUAGAAGAACAUACAGAUUCUACAAAUUAUCUUUUAAGGAUAGCGAAAUAUAAAGAACCUAAAACCACUGAGAGUAAAGUGGGUUUACAUGUUCACACAGAUAAGAACACAAUAACUAUUUUGUAUCAAAAUCAAGUUGACGGUUUAGAGAUUCAGACCAAAGAUGGAGAAUGGAUUAAGACCAAACCCUCACAAGAUUCUUUCAUUGCAAUGGUUGGAGAUUCUUUCUAUGUAAGUUGA
This is a messenger RNA of Carica papaya (papaya), 754 nucleotides long. NCBI's taxonomy places the organism in Eukaryota, Viridiplantae, Streptophyta, Magnoliopsida, Brassicales, Caricaceae. The record is from RefSeq and is a predicted model, not a curated record.